AUGCAUCGCGCCACUGCGCACGAGGCACUAAGCCUGCGGCAGAAGAAGCGCAAAGCCUCGCCGACAUCUGCUGCACGCGAUGGAUUGAGCAAGAACAAAAAGGUGCCAAAAGUGCAUCGCGCUGCUGUGCCCACAGCACUCUCCUUGCGAUUCAAGAAGGCGACCACGCCGCCGGCGGACUCCAACUACGACACCGACUCGAGCGAGGUCACCGUCGUUCCUGAAAAUGACACCAAUGGUUCGGCGAGGGAUGAUACUUGCGGCUCUGACGAGGAGGCCGCAGAGUCUGAUGGAGAAUCGGAGAAGUCCUGGUCUGGUAUUGAAGACAACGAAGAGGAGGAGCCGAUCUCCGCAGCUGACAACAAGCCCCUUACUAUGAGGGAUUACAUCGACAUCUUGAAGCUUAAAGCCCUUUCCAAACACAAGACCAAGUGGGGUAAUGAGUGGGAAGGCGAUGAGUGGGGAGAGGACAGUGACGAAGAAGUUGAAGAGGGCGGCGACCAGUACUUGACAUCUGAAGUCGGAGAUUCACUCAUCUCAGUACCAUAUGGCAACCAGACGAUUACCACGCCCCACACGUCCUUCAAGGCUACCAGGCUGAAUGAGAUUCGGGCUGCUUGCGGUCUGCCCGCGGAGGACUACCUGGACAAGGAGAAACAGCCGCGAUACAAGACAGAGUCGGAAUGGGGCUGGCCAAAGCAGGCUAUCCACUGGAAAAUAGACCUCAUCAACGCGGUAGCUGACCUUGCUGCCGAUUGUCCGGAUCCUGUUAGGGCCAACAGGCUACUGUGGGCAAAGAUGAAGAAGAACAAGAAGAUAUUCGGCUUGGACCGAGCUGUACAGCCGGCAGAGGUUCGAGCAGUGGUGUCUCAACUGCAGAUGGAGAAGGAACAGAAGCUCGCCCGCGUCUCUAGCCUGCUGCAGUGA
Cercospora beticola is the source of this 927-nucleotide messenger RNA. RefSeq lists its product as uncharacterized. The record is from RefSeq and is a predicted model, not a curated record. Lineage: Eukaryota; Fungi; Ascomycota; Dothideomycetes; Mycosphaerellales; Mycosphaerellaceae.